Aegilops tauschii subsp. strangulata is the source of this 522-nucleotide messenger RNA. Lineage: Eukaryota; Viridiplantae; Streptophyta; Magnoliopsida; Poales; Poaceae. The record is from RefSeq and is a predicted model, not a curated record.
AUGCAGGCCCCUCCUUCCUCGCGCCUCCCCGCCUCUGCCUCCGGCCGCCGCCAGCGAACAGCUCCGCCGGAGCCAUGCCCCUUCGCCGUCGCGUCGCCUUGCCUUCCUCCAUCGACCGCCGGAGACACGCCGCGCUCGGACCUCCACCGCGCCUUGCCUUCGACCUCGGCUUCCGCGUCCCAUGGCCACGAGCGCCAUCAGCAGCAGGUUCAGGCCGUCCCGCCGAGUCCCUCUCCGCCCUCCUGCACCUCGUCUCCGGCUCUGUCCGUCGGAGCCAUGCCUCUUGGUGCCCGCAGCCGCGUCGCCGGUGUUCCUCCUCAACGCUGCCGCCUCGAACCUCCUCCGUGCGCCAAGUACCGCCACGGCCAUCACCUCCCCGACGCCCUUGCUGCUGCUUCUAGAUCACCUCGGUGCCACCAGCGAGUGCCAUGGCCUCCACCGAGAACCUUGGAAUCGGCAAGACCACACGGACGCUCGAACGACUACACACUAAAACGUCAAGUACCUCAUCAAUACGUGUAA